Molecule: messenger RNA, 1952 nt
Organism: Corythoichthys intestinalis (scribbled pipefish)
Lineage: Eukaryota; Metazoa; Chordata; Actinopteri; Syngnathiformes; Syngnathidae
Gene: grhprb
Product: glyoxylate reductase/hydroxypyruvate reductase b
Exons: 9
Coding region: 85-1164 (359 amino acids)
Cellular component (GO): cytosol
Molecular function (GO): glyoxylate reductase (NADPH) activity; NAD binding; hydroxypyruvate reductase (NADH) activity
Source: RefSeq, a predicted model, not a curated record
UUCUGCACAGAAUGUUACAAACUUCAAAGUACUGCGACCAUCUCUUUGAUUGUCACCUUCCCUCUGGUUUACUUUCUGUUAGCAAUGUGGUGGAGUCGGGUGGCACUGCGUCAUCUUCAUCGGGCUACUGCCAAGCCGUUGAUUCUCACAAGGGCUCCAGUCGGCUUCACACAGAGCAACAUGUCAACACUGCCACGGGUGUACGUCACACGCCAGAUCCCACCAGAGGGCCUGAGGAUCCUCCACGAAUCUGGACAAGUACAGUUUGAGCUGUGGGACUCUGAUGAUGUUCCAGUACCGAGGAAGGAGCUUCUCCAGAAGGUCAAAGGUGUUGAUGCCCUUCUUUGUGUACUGACUGAGAAGAUUGAUGCCGAACUGUUGGAUGCUGCAGGUCCCAACCUCAAGGUCCUCAGCACCAUGUCCGUGGGGUUUGACCACCUAUCCCUGGAGGAGCUGAAGAAAAGAGGAAUCCGUGUGGGUUACACGCCUGACGUUUUGACAGACGCUGUAGCUGAACUGACUGUAGCUCUGCUGUUGGCAACUUCCAGAAGGCUCAUUGAGGCAACACACGAAGCCAAGACUGGAGGUUGGGGGACUUGGAGAACUCUGUGGCUGUGUGGACAUGAACUAGCCAACAGCACAGUUGGUAUUUUAGGCUUGGGAAGGAUUGGUGUGGCUAUCGCUGAGCGCUUGGCUCCCUUUAAAGUGAAAAAGUUUAUCUACACAGACAUGGCCCCUCGGCCUGAAUUGGCAAGUGACAUCAAUGCAGAAUAUGUGUCUUUUGAUGAGCUUGCAAAGCAAUCAGAUUUCCUGUUAGCGUGUUGUGCGCUGACCCCUGAAACACAUAUGAUCUGCAACAAAAAUCUUUUCUCCAAGAUGAAAACAAACUCCAUCUUUAUCAACACAAGCAGAGGUGGCGUGGUUAAUCAAGAGGACCUGUAUGAGGCACUGGCCUCUAACCAAAUUGCAGGUGCAGGAUUAGACGUGACUGUACCUGAGCCUCUACCCACUGAUCAUCCAUUGUUUACCCUCAAAAACUGCGUGAUUCUGCCACACAUCGCCAGUGCCUCCUACAGCACCCGCAACGCCAUGUCCAGUCUAGCAGCAAACAACCUCCUGCUCGGCCUCCGCGAUAAACCAAUGAUAAAAGAGCUCAAACUGUAAGCUGGAAGUGGUUUUACUUACAGUGCCCUCUAUAAUUAUUGGCACCUCUGGUUAAGAUGUGUUUUUAAGCUUCUAAUAUAUAUAUAUUUUAAUUCAAAUAAUAUGGGACCUUAAUGGAAAAAAAGAGAAAAAUCCAACCUUCAAUACAAGUGCAUUUAUUCAGUGGGAAAAAAAAUCCCACAUAAAGAAAUAAUUAUUUGACAUCAAAUAAUGUGUGUCACAAAUAUUAGCGCCCCUGGUGUUAAUACUUUGUACAACCCCCUUUUGCCAACAAAACAGCACCUAAUCUUCUCCUAGAAUGUUUCAAAAGAUGGACAAAGACAGAAAGAGGGAUCUUCAGCCAUUCCUCUUUGAAAAAUCUCUCUAAAUCAUCCAGAGACAUGGGUCCUCUCCUCUUCAGCUCACCCAGCAACAGAUUUUGAUUUAAAAUGUCCUGGUAUUUCAAAGCAUUCAUGAUGCCAUGAACCCUAACAAGGUUCCCAGGGCCUUUGGAAGCGAAACAGCCCCACAGCAUCACUGACCCACCCCCAUACUUCACAGUGGGUAUGAGGUGCUUUUCAGCGUGCGCAUCUUUCGUGGCACGCAAGACCCACUUAGAGUGUUUGUUGCCAAAAAGCUCAAUCUUAGUCUCAUCUGACCAGAGCAGACGGUCCCAGGCUUCAACUGGGACCGUGUGCUUUAGCCAAUAAUUAUGGAGGGCACUGUAGGAGAACUAACAAAAAAAGACAUAAAAAACUAAAGCAGCCACCCAGUAUUUUCUAGAAAUAAUAAAAAAAAAGAGAAAACAA